Molecule: messenger RNA, 3234 nt
Organism: Nicrophorus vespilloides
Lineage: Eukaryota; Metazoa; Arthropoda; Insecta; Coleoptera; Silphidae
Product: location of vulva defective 1-like
Exons: 11
Coding region: 7-3234 (1075 amino acids)
Biological process (GO): detection of mechanical stimulus
Cellular component (GO): membrane
Molecular function (GO): calcium ion binding; protein binding; calcium channel activity
Source: RefSeq, a predicted model, not a curated record
UCUGACAUGAGAUCAAAGUCGUCUGUGCAUAAGGAUAAAAUAAUAUUUUUAAGUGAUAACUUGAAAAAUGACCGAUACGGAUAUCUUUUGGUUGUAAAAACUGGUAACAUCAGUUCGGCUGGAACUACCUCGAACGUUAUGAUACAACUGUUCGCUGAAAACUGCGCUACUUUAGCGCACGUAUUGAAUUACCCGGAUCCGAAUAAAAUGUUGCUGCAGAGAGGUGGCGAAGACUGGUUAGUUUUGACGUGCGAAAAACAUUUAGGAGAAAUUAAGUACAUGCAAAUUUGGUUCGAUGGCGUAGGAAUUCGUCCCACAUGGUAUUGCGAGGAAAUUUUUGUAAUCGAUUUGCAAACACACAAGGAAUGGAACUUUCAAGUGGAUAAGUGGUUUUCAUUGCGAGACGAGAGAUCAAUCGAAUAUACUGUACCUGCGAAAGUUAAGGAAAUUAGGAAUACUAUAAGUAAUUUACAUAAGCGAGUUCGAUUUUACGUGGAUGGAGAACAUACUUGGAAUAUAUUUGCAAAGUCUCACGAUCAUUUUCUGUCCUAUCCGCAGAGACUCACAGUACUAUUGUCAAUGAUCAUGACAACUUAUACAUUCGGGAUGUUUUUGUUAUCCCCACCAACGUUGUCUACAUCCGAUUCUUUUGGACACGGCGAGUUCAACUUUGAUUUUGAUUUAAUCCUAAUUCCUACCAGCAUCAGUUUAAUCACUUGUACCAUCAAUUUACCAAUGGUAUAUUUCUUCAGGAAUUCUUACAACAGGGUUGACAUGUAUUCGUUUUUUAACGUGGAUAAAAGAUAUCCAGUUAUCAUUACAAAGCUGGUGUGGUGUAUCCUUAUUACUUGGAUUGCACUGUGCAUGACCUACCUCUUGGUAUUUGGAUAUUUCAUAACAAAAAACACAGCUUUCUAUUGGAUAUUCAGCACUUACUCGUCGAUUGUCAUGAGUAUUUUCAUAUUUGAAAAUAUCUAUCUGAUCGUUUACAAUAUAUUAAUGCACAGAUUUUCCAAGGUGACGAAGACUUAUUAUGAUUUCAAUGGGAUUUUGAGGGAAAUCGAGAUGCAGCGUAAAACUCUCUUUAAAUUGUUUGGUGAAACUCUGCUAAGGCCGUAUUUCCAAGCUCAUUAUCGACGAUGGGAGCUGGAUCUGUGGAAGAAAAUGGCAUUGCUGGAAAACAGUCGAUGGGAAGUGACGAGAUUGUUCCACGAUUUUUGUAUUUUUCUGAUUUACUUGUUAAUACUGUAUGUGGUGUCGUUCACUGGUUACAGUGAUUUAGAUUAUUUGAGCAGUAAAUCGAUGUACAAUAUGAUGCAAGGUAGUCUUGUGGAGAUUACCGAGGAUUCGCAUUUCGAUGGUAACGAGUACUACGAUUUUUCGUUGAAAAGAAUCAAAGCAAUUCAAGACAUUUAUGAUUAUUUGAAUAAAACCUUGGUGCAAAAUAUACAUCCAGUUCAUUGGUACGGGAAGUUCUUCUUGAAGGAUGGUGGCCAAAUGAUUGAUUUCAAUACAAAGAUAUUGGGUGUAGUUAAAUUGCGGCAACAACGUAGGAAACAAGUGUGCGAACGAUAUUCCCCAUUGGAUCUGUUGCCGAUUUUAUGCAGCAACGAUAAUCCCACGUUUCGUUUAUGGAAAUACGAUGAUGGCGCAAACAACACAAUAUCUCUAGGUAAACUUGGUUUAUACGACGGAACUGGUUACGUCCAAAAUCUGGGAAGAACAAUAUACAACACGUAUUACCUAAUAGCUCACUUAAAGAGAGCAAACUGGAUCGAUAUAAACACGAAAGUUUUGAUAAUAGAUUUUUGGACGUACAAUGUAAACUAUAACAUUUUUAACAUGGUUCAAGUGUUAAUUGAGAGGGAUUUGUCUGGACGCAUUGUGGCUUCAGAAGAAGUUUACACCGUACGCCUUUUGUAUGCUACCAAGUUUAUACAAAUCAUUGUAACUAUUUGCUGUUUACUGUUUAUAAUUACUAUUAUCAUAAUGAUCGGGCGCAGCAUUGUGUUAUUUGUGAAAGAGAAGAAACGAUUCUUCAAAGAUUUUUGGCACAUUUUCGAUAUAAUUCUAUUUAUAUUAGGUGUCAUCAUGAUAUUGCUGUUUUUCUACCGGCACAAAAUCAUAAAGAGGCUUAUGAAUGAACUUAGCACAUCGAAUAAUAAUCAUUUCGUGAAUUAUUUCCCACUGGUGAUGGUGGGUCGAGCUAAUGUUUUUAUAACUGCAACACUCUUGGCGCUGGCGACGAUACGUUUGUGGAAGUUUCUUCGUUUUGCGAAAGUAUUUCAAAUCAUGGAAAGGACAAUAAGACGAAUGGCUUUGGAUAUAUUUAUUAUCUUGAUUUAUCAUUGUUUUAUUUAUAUCAUGUUUGCUUUAUAUCUGCAUGUAAUGUUUGGAGAUAGCUACGAAUUGUUCAAGACUGUUCCACAAACAAUCACGACUUUGUUCUUGAUUUCUCUGAACUUUUUCGAUCAUUUUGACCACGAAGGAUUGUCUACGUAUGGUUCCACCAUAUAUUUGGUUUAUUCCAUUUUCAUGAUAACUUCGGUUUUCUUCACCACGAUCUACUGCACGAUUAUUAUAAUCGGUUUUGAGGAAUCAAAAAUUUAUUUUUCCAAUCGUUCUCUGCAGUACACUAUAUUAGAUCAUAUAAAAGAUGAGUCUGUUUAUUACAGGGAGGUGUGUAAACGACAGAAUAUCAAUUUAAGAUUGAGAGCCGGCAACGACAAUGAUGACAACAACUCGGAUGAGUUUGAGGAGGAGAAAGUUACUCCCAAAGAGUAUUGCAAAAGAUACGCAGAUUGUUUCACCAUGACCAAUGAUAAAAUGCUAGUUAUGAGACUCGUCGCGAUAUCUAUUAUUAAACUGGAUAAGGAUUUUAAGAUGUUGUCGAAUAAAGCUAUGAGAAAGGAAAUCGUGGAGGAUAAAAUGAAAUUAAUGGCUAGGAUUACUUUAGCCAUGAUGAAACCUAAAAGUGAAAAACUUAGAGCGAACCACGUAUUUUUUAGUGGAAAGGAUCCGAUAGAUAAUAGCACUAGGUUUGUCUCCGAUGAUGUUAUUAUGCAAAUAGAGUACGUGGUUAAGAGCAUUUUAGAACCAACUGAAAUGCCCACCGAAGAUCACACUGAUGUUGUUAUUCAUUCCAAUGAAAAUGAGGAUCGUUUGACGAAAAUCAGGGAUAGAUUGAAUAUGAUUCAUGAAACUAUAGGAAAUAUUAGGAUUGUUUCAAAAUAA